Molecule: messenger RNA, 2668 nt
Organism: Penaeus vannamei (Pacific white shrimp)
Lineage: Eukaryota; Metazoa; Arthropoda; Malacostraca; Decapoda; Penaeidae
Gene: stck
Product: LIM zinc finger domain containing stck
Biological process (GO): positive regulation of substrate adhesion-dependent cell spreading; cell-cell adhesion; positive regulation of integrin-mediated signaling pathway
Cellular component (GO): cell-cell junction; cytoplasm; focal adhesion
Source: RefSeq, a predicted model, not a curated record
UGUCGCCCAACUUAUGCACCUGCCAUGAUAAAGGAAUUUGAGAUAAGAUUUCACCAUGGUUAUUGUAUUUGUUUCUGGAUGUUCAAAGACAACUGAAUGACCUUUGAAACCGUCCAGUGAAUGAGAAAAGAAUGUUUCGUGGUCCAGAGAAAACUGUGGGGAAAUGCUGCCCUCCUUUUCAAGAAGCCAAGAAGAAGGCAGAGAACAAAAUGGACCUCACUCUCGAGAGCAGCGACCUCUACAACCGACGGAAGUUUUCCAUCACUCGGUUUGAGGAGAUGGAAGCCUUAUAUGCAGGAGGUAAUCUGAGCCAGGGCCAACUUAGGACACCAGCCAAAGCUCUGGCCAAGAAUGCUGGCCGUAGAGACACUCCCAGACCACAAAAUGUACCUGACCCUAGUCCUGAAUAUUGUGAGCCCUAUGGACGCAUACUUAAUAAUGAGAUCCUGAGGAAGGAUGGAUUAUGGUCGCCAAAGGAGAACCAGAAGGAGGUUAAUCCAGUGCCCAAACCGCCGCGUAACCAGGGGACCCCUACAGAAAAGAGAAUCACACAAAUGAACGAGAAGGAGAUAGCGAGUGAAUUUGUGAAACAGUUCCUUGGUAACGUUGACAUGGAGCAAGCCUUGGAAGAGGCCCCACCAGAUUUCCCACCACCAGAAAGCUUACACAUCAUGUCUCUGGGGGCCAUGACCUGCACUCGGUGCGGGGACAGCUUCGAGCCCCAGGAGAAGAUUGUCAACUCCAAUGGUCAGCUGUGGCACACUCAGUGCUUUGUGUGUGCCCAGUGCUUCCGACCAUUCCCCGAUGACAUCUUUUACGAGUUUGAAGGCCGCAAGUACUGUGAACAUGACUUCCAAGUGCUCUUUGCACCUUGUUGUGGCAAAUGCAACGAGUUCAUCAUUGGCCGUGUCAUCAAGGCCAUGAACGCCAACUGGCACCCUCAGUGCUUCACCUGCGAACUCUGCAUGAAGGAGCUUGCCGACUUGGGCUUCAUCCGCAAUGCUGGCCGAGCGCUCUGUCACGAGUGCAAUGCGCGGGUCAAGGCCGAAUCCCUCGGCAAAUAUAUGUGCCAUAAGUGUCACUCUACCAUCGAUGGGGAGCCACUACGCUGGCGUGGCGACACCUUCCAUCCUUACCAUUUCAACUGCGCGGCAUGUGGCAACGAGCUGACUGCCAACGCCCGAGAAGUCAAGAGCAGACCUGGCUACACUGCCAACGAAAUGAACGAACUGUACUGCUUACGAUGCCACGACAAGAUGGGUAUUCCUAUAUGUGGUGCUUGCAGGCGACCCAUUGAGGAGCGUGUAGUGACAGCCCUAGGCAAGCACUGGCACGUGGAGCACUUCGUAUGUGCCAAGUGUGAGAAGCCUUUCAUGGGCAACCGUCAUUACGAGCGCAAAGGGUUGGCCUACUGCGAGACCCACUAUCACGAACUCUUUGGCAACCUGUGCUUUGUUUGCAACUCUGUUAUUUAUGGUGAUGUGGUAAUGGCCCUCAACAAAGCCUGGUGCACCCAUCACUUCGCCUGUGCUCUGUGCGACACAAAAAUGACACAGAAAACCAAGUUCUUUGAGUUCGACCAAAGACCUAUUUGCAAGAAGUGCUACGAGAGAUUCCCGCAGGAGUUGAAGAAGCGACUCAAGAGGCAACAUGAAGUCCAGGCGCGUGGAGGCAAGCCUGCUGUUUAGGCUAGCUCGGGCUGGAAUCACCCUCCGAUACACAACAGGCCCCGAAAUCGCAUUGGCGAGAGGCCUAAAUCUGAGUGAAAUGAUGGAUUCUUCUCCCUGGAUAUUAUGUCUUUUUCAAAAUCUAGUUUGAUUUUAAUCUUUGAUUGCUCUCCAUGAUUUCGUGGAAUUGCAACACUUAAAUAACAUGGAUAAGAUAUUAAUUCUAAUAAUGAUUAUAGUAAUGAUCAUCUCUAAUACUUGGAUUGAUUACUAAUUCUUAUGUAACCAAACAGAUUUUUAUUUGUUGUUGAUUGCAUUUAUAUCAUUUUACAAAUUAAUAUAAAAAAUGCUGUUGACAAAGUUCUUUUUAUGAAUGGAUUUUAACUAGUAUCUACCUGAAUAUCACUAAAAUGAAUCUUCAUUUAUGAUGCCACUGAAACAGACUAAUUACUUUUGCUGAUACACGCACAAUUAUACAGCUGAAUGAAGUGAAUUUCAUUCAUUAAAAGAUACACAGGAUAACCAAGUUCCAAAUGAAAUUAUAAACCCUGAAUAAAAAAUCUUGAUAACCACAAAUUACCAAGAAACACAAGCCGUCUCAACGAAAAAAACAUCUUGAAGUGUUCACAUCCGGUGGAUGUUCUGGGGAACGGAAAUCCCCUCCCCCGUCCCCUCCACCCCCGCCCACGUACUCAAGAGGAGUGCAACGGAAUAAUCUCACGUGUGUCACUGUGUACUGAGGAAGGAAGCUCAUUACGUAUGCAUGGCCUGUGUAAAAAAGGGGCGGAGACUAUGCAGAUUGAUUGUGAAGAAAUUAAGGGGCUAGAGAUAAUCCCACAGUCUUCAUUAAGCCUUCCGCAGCUUCCUGGAGGCAAGCCCUGUUUUCUUUUUAUUUCCUCCUCGUUAUUGUGUUUUCAUUUGUUUGUUGCCAAUCUUCCUUUCUUUCUUUUUCUUAUCUUUUCCUCCAUUUUUCUUAAGCUUUUGCUCUUUUUUUUCUCGAC